Owenia fusiformis is the source of this 8035-nucleotide messenger RNA. Lineage: Eukaryota; Metazoa; Annelida; Polychaeta; Sabellida; Oweniidae. The record is from the annotation of a GenBank genome assembly.
AAAAAUCCAAGAUGCUCGACAACGAAAAUACGUGUGCUAUAUUACACUGAUUUAUCGUUAAAACAGCGAUUCCGCGUUAGAUGAAUCUGAAUCAAAGAGUGACCAAGGAUUCAGCCAGGCCAACAUGUUUAGCCAAUAUAACCAGUCCCAGAGUGGUGCCAGCUCACAGCAACAGCAGUCUGAGGCAGCAAAGUGGCAACAGCAGUCAUCACAGCUGCAACAGCAGCAGUAUCAACAGCAGUAUGAUCAAGAAGACUAUGAAGAAGGAGAAGACUAUGAAGAAGGUCAGGAGUAUGAAAGUCAAGGCUAUCAGAGUGAAGGUCAAGGAUACCAAGGUCAACAAGGCUACACUGAAGAGGACUAUGAGGGCCAGGAAGGCUAUGAUGAAGAGUAUGAAGAUGGAGAAAUGGUUCCAUACAAUCAACAGUUUAACAAUGGCAACUAUCCCCAUGGCAACCAGAAUAACCAAGGUAACUACACCCAGGGUAACCAAGGCAACUAUAAUCAAGGUAACCCGGGCAAUUACAGCCAAGAUGGUCAACAGAUGUAUGAGGGACAAGAAUAUGACCAGGGAACAGAGACCUACCAGGGGGAAGCAGCACAGUUUCCAAUGCAAGGGUCAGGGGACCAUGAAUACUCGGAUGAUUAUAACCAGGACCAACAGUAUGGGGACAAUUACCAACAACCUGGCUUUUCCAAUGAGAACUUUGGUGGAGGAGACUCUACUGGAAGUUCAAGGGUAGAAACAAGUCAACAAGAGGCCUUACAUAGCCACAAUUAUGCAAGACAGAAGUCAUUGCAAGGUCAAGGGCAGUAUCAAAACACCCAAGGUCAGACUCAAAAGCCCCAAAGCCAGCCAGGAGUAACCCCACAGGAAAGUAAUGCAUAUGAUAUGGUGAAGAAACAUUAUGGGGAGAAAGUGAUAAAUCGUCGCCCCCAGACAGUGAUCUUGACCCCCCAGGAAGAAGAGCAACAACAGCAAUUAAUGCAGCAACGACAGCAGAGCAUGUCCAAGAUGUACCGUGACCAAGUCAUAGAUCUGCCUGAUAAGGAUCUGUCAAGAAAACAAACCCCAAACCAACAACAGCAAUUAUUGCGACAACAGCAACAACAACAUCAGCAAUUGAAACAAAUGCGCCCAGUUACUCCAGGCACUCAGCUUGUGAGAGGUCCCCAUCAGAUGGGAAUGCCACCACGACCUCAAAUGAACCCAGCCCUUGGACCAAGAGCACAGCGACCUCAGCAUAUGGGUCAGAUGAUUAAUCCACAGCAGCAGAGCCCACAAAUGGGCCAGCCUCCAAGGCCCCAGUUCCAAGCAGCAGACUCCAGUAUGCAAAUGGUAGGCUCUCAGGAGCAGGGGGAACCUGGUGGUAAACCUAAGAAAGCCCCCAGAAAGCCUGCCAAGCCUAGAGUCCCCAAACCUCCUGGUCCACCAAGACCAAAACUUCCAACAAAGAAGAAAGUAACAAAGAAAUUAAUAGCAAUUCUUGCAACUCAAGGGUACACUGAGGAACAAGUGAAUAAAUUGAGCCAAGAAGGACGUCUUCGACAGGGCUUUGAUUUGCCUCUUACGAAUCGUCAAAUGGCUGAUUUCAAUAUUGGGGGUAGGGGACAUCAGGGAUCAGGGAUACCUCAUGGAUCAGGUACACAAACAGCUGAAGGACAGUCACCCCAUGACCAAAUGCCUCAGAGCUCCAUGCCUCCAAAUACCAUACCUCAAAGCUCAAUGCCUCAAAGUUCAGUUCAUCAAGGUCAUACUCCGCAAACAUCAAUGAACCAGGCACAGAUGUCCCAAAGUCCUGCCUUGCAAGGCCAAGCAUCCCAAGGACAAAUGUCUCAAAAUGAAGUUACACAAAACAAGUUAUCUCAUUUACAAAUACAUCAACAGCCCAACUUGCAAGAAGACAUGGCAUUGGCUAAGAUACCUAUAGCUCAGAGACCUGUAAUGCCCCAGGGCCAGGUGCAGCAUGAACAUCACAUGCCUCAGAAACAGGGCACAUCUGACAUGCAGCAAGGUCAAGGUCAAGUACCUGAGGUAUCCAUGUGUAUUAAAGAAGAGCCUGAAGAUCCUGACGACCAGGAAAGUCGCGACAGUUUACAAUCUCACGGGAGCUCUACCAUGCAAUCCCUACCCCCCUCUAGCCAGUCUCACCCCAGAGGUAGCCAUGAGAGCACCCCAGAAGGAUCCUUUUCACACAAUAACCCAAAGUUAGCCAAUGAGCUUGCCCAAAAUCCUCAAAUACCUGCAUCAGGACCUAUGCAGAUUCAAUAUCUAAAUAAGGCCAACCAUGGCCAACAAGGACAGAAACAACAGCAUAUGAUCCAUCUGGGCCAGGGAGCACAGUACACAAUGGCACAGCACACAGUGGCUCAGCAUACAGCCACACAGCACACUGCAGCACAGCCACAUCCUGGUCUUCUCACACCAGGGAGCCAGCAGUUUGUUGUACGUAAUAACAUUCCUCUGCACCAGAGGGCACCAGGGACUCAGUCUCCUAAGAAAAUGUCUAAGACACAAGAAUUACUGGCGCAUGGAGACAAUCGCAAUGUGGCUGUUGUCCAACCCUCUCACCACCCCCCACAGCAACAAAAACCCAACUUUACCAUUGGGCAGAUACGUGGAGCACACCCUAGCUUAAGGGUGGUUAGACCCUCUCAUCCAAAUGUUGUAAUACGACAGGCUGGUGUUGGGAAUAGUUUACGCAUCAUGACGCCAGAUAGGACUGUUUCGUAUUUGAGUCCUCAACAACAGCAGUAUUUCCUUCAGCAGCAGGCAUUAUCUCAUGGUCAGGGGACAAAACAACAUGUUGUGUUACAUUUACAGAAUCAAACAUCUGGGAUUGCAGUACGUUCUCCUUCACCAUCUCCAAUUGCCUCACCUAACACCAGUACCCCAACCACUCAUCCUAGCCAGGUACGUACGAUUAUGGCGCCACCUAUCAGCCCAGUCCCUGACCCGGAAACUGGCAGCGAAGCUAGUAGUAGUUGCAGCUCCCCCAUAACCACUCCUCCAUUGCACCCCAAUAGUCUUCUGGCAAAGCAAAAUCAGAUCCCUGGGGUACAGCCAAACCCCAACCACCAGGUUCACAAAGUACAACAGCAGCGACCUGUGCUAAACCCAAAUCAUCAGGUUGCACAGCAGCAGCAGGCAAAGUCUCAAGCCAACAUGGUGUCUGAGAUCCAGGGUAUCCCUGUUGUGACUCUUCCUGUGGACAAAAUGAACCUGUGUAAGGGCAAGCAGUACUUCAUCUACAGCAGGAACCAGUCCUACAUGAUGGCCACCUGGGAUGGCAAUAACUUCUCUGUCGCAAACAAAGGAACAUUAAUGAAUUCAGCGAGUACCAGCAAAGGUCCAGCUGGAGUUGGGGGUCAGGCUCAGAGUCCUGUUAUAGGAGGUGGGCGUGGCAGAGGUCGGGGUGCAGCCGAUGGUUCUCAGUCGAAACCAGGGAAUAACUGGGUUUACAAAGAUGCAGUUGGUGGCACUUUGACAAGACGGCCCUUACAUGCACCAGCGACACCUGGUGUAGAAGGAGAUGAAGAUUCCCAGGAGAAACAGGCGGCUAAUGCCCCAGCAGCAAACAGAGAACCACCCAAGAAACGGCGAGAUUGGAAAUUCCCAGAUGAUGAGGAAGGCACCAUUCGGUAUGCUAUAUGUAAGAACUGUGGCAAUACAUCCAGAGACUUUGAUUACUGUGAUGGAUGCAAAAAAUGGAUUCCAGAUGAAAGAAAGUGGCGCGUUAUCAAAAGUACACCUGGCACCAGUACAACUAAGGACAGUAAAGCUGAUCCAGUUGUUGAUAAACAGGCAUUUUAUGGCAAAGCAAAGGACUCCUCAGAGAUGUAUGAACAUUGUGGUAUUAAAUACAAAGUGAAUACAAAGCCAGCUGCCAAGCAGUAUAUUAUUGUAACACCCUCCAGGGGUCGGGGAAGGGGCCGUGGACGAGGCAGGAAAGCACAGAAAGCACCAGAGAUCGAAACUGUAACAAUCUCAUCAUCAGAAGAUGAGCUUGAGGAGGACUACAUGGACGAGGAAAUGUAUGAUGAGGAGCAGUUUGAAGAUGAGGAGUUCAAUGAAGAGGAGGAGGACUUUGACGAGGAAAUGAUGGGGGAUGAAGAGGAAGAGAUGGAAGGGCAGGAGGAGACUGGAUUCCCGCAGGUCGGGGAUUCCCCAAGCAACUCGCCAAGGAGACCCCGACGACGGGAACUAAUGCAGGACCAGACGGGAAAACCUUUGGGACGUGUUGUUGCUCAGCCUCGUAAAGGUGCCAAUAGAGGGCAGCAGCACCAGCCAAGUCCAAGCCAAUCAGAUGCCUCUGAGGAUGAGAGCAGUGUCGAUCUGAAUGUACGAACCACUAGGAUUGGUUCAUAUGAGAGCAAACCCCUGAAUGUCAACAUAUCAUAUGAUCAAAUAACAAUAGAUCUCAAUGUGCAGAACAAGAUCCUGAAGCUCCCUAUCUUCAAGCAAGACAUAGAGAAGGUCCAGGCUUACUUUGGGGAGGACAUGCCUGUCUUGUUUAUUGUUACUAAUCCUGCCUGUGCCCUCAAAAUCAGAUCAUGCUGCAGGAUGAAACGUAGUGAAGGCACUUUCUAUGACCCUGGCAGUACAGUUGAGAAUGAGAAGAGGAUCACAAUCCUCCUUGAAGGCAUCAGUGGAGAGGACCAAGACAAACUACAUGAGAUAUUUGAUGAAAUCACCAAGUCUAAUGGGAAAGAGGAGCCAAUACUUCAGGAGAUUGAGAUCUCUGCAGCUAAUGACACUCUUCUCAAGUGUGCACCCCCUCAUGCCAGGAAACAGGUUGAGAAUCUGAGUAAGAGUCAAUGUGGAGAUGAUGAAGAUGAGGAAGAAGAGGAUGAGGACAUGGAUGAAGACAUGGAGGAGGGAGAGAUUCCUCCUAAAGCUGUAUUCAAAGGUCCUGUAGAAAAGAUGUGUACUUACCCCCCACCUCCAACUGUGGGUGGCAUCACAGUGACCAAUGAGGAUCUGUUUUGUCUCGGGGAUGGAGAAUUCCUCAAUGAUGUCAUCAUCGACUUUUAUCUCAAGUGGUUGUUCUUUGAGAAGUUAACGGAAGAGGACAGGAAGAGAACGCACAUCUUCAGCUCAUUCUUCUACAGACGACUUAUGCAGAAACUUCACACAUCACAGGAGGAGAAAGAUAUAAACCUCACGCCUCUGCAGAAGCGUCACGCCCGUGUAAAAAAGUGGACCAGAAAUGUGGACCUCUUUUCUAAAGACUUCAUCAUCAUUCCUAUUAAUGAAAGUGCCCAUUGGUACUUGGCCGUUGUUUGUUUCAUUGGAAUGAAGACGCCCAAGACAGAAACAACAAUUAUUCCAUCUCAUAAAGUGUCAUCGUACUUAGCUACACUCCCAUCUAGUGUCAAGAUUAUGAUACCAGCCAAACCAAAGAUGACCCUAAAGCAGAAGGAGAAACAGGUGGAUGGGGCAGAUAACAAAUCAAAUGUCACUAAUGCCAAAUCUAAUGCACCUGACAUCAAAGCUAGUGUCUCAGAGAGCAAGUCUGAAGCCUCAGAUACUAAACCUAAAAGUUCCAAUUCUGACACUGGGGAUGAUAAAUCUGAGAAAACGGGUGGAUCUUUAAAUAAUAAACAGAAUGCUGCCAGUAUUAAUAAAAAUGAGAAAUCUCAAAGCAAAGACAAUAAAAUGAGUCCUGCUGCUGAAAAUGAGUCAACUCCUGAAACUAGAACUAAUUCUGAGAAAAAAGACAAUAAAAUAAAAACUGAAUCAAAGGAUAAAAACUCUGUUGGAGAUAAUCAAACAAGAAAUGAAGAUUCGGAAAGUGAGUCUAAGAAAGUUGACAGUAAAGAACAAACUGAUGGUUCAAAUAAAACAGCUGGAGCCAGUAAAGCUGCUGAAGCAUCAAAUGAAACAAACUCUCGUGAGAAAGCUGCUAUGGAGGCAGACCUCUCAGAAUCACAAGAUACAGAUGAUGAUAAGUUAGAUGCAGAUUCCCUCGACUCAACAUUGGAAAAACUUGCCACAGAUUAUGCCAGUGAUAGUGAGGAAUCCAAACAAAGCAGUAAAUCUCGGGAAUCCCCACAGGAGGAACAGCAAAUGUUGGAAUUCCAGGUGACUGUCAAUGACACGAAGGAUGACGAUUCCAAUGAUUCAUCUACAUCUAAUGAUAAACAGUGCAAUAAGGAGGAAGAGGAGAAGGUAGAUGUUAGUGUACCUCUAGCUCUCAGACCGACCAGCCAACCUUUGACCGUCAUAGACACCAAACAGGCAUGUAUCCUGAUCUUUGACUCCUUAGCUGGUCCCUCCAGGUCUACAGUCAUACGCACACUCAGAGAGUACUUGAGUUGUGAGUGGGACAUCCGCAAGAAGGAUAAGGAGGGUGCCAGGGUGUUUGACAAGGAUACCAUCAAGGGUUCCACCCCCAAGGUUCCCCAGCAGAGCAACUUCAGUGACUGUGGAGUUUAUUUACUGCAAUAUGUGGAACAGCUGUUCAAGACUCCACCCAGGACAUACCCACCUCCAGGUGCCCUGCUGAAGAACUGGUUUCAGGAAGAGACUGUCAACAGGAAGAGGAAGGAGAUUAUUGAAUUGGUAGAGACUUUAAAACAACAACAAACAGCAUUAAAGGAACAAUCUAAGAAAACUAGGCCUGAUACCCCUGUUAGAGGGACCCCUAGUAAACGUGUAAAGACCAGCUGAUGAAGCAAACUAGCUCAAAUUGAGCAAAUAUUAAUACAUUAAUAUGGGUCAAGUUCAGUAUCUAGGGAUGAUAAUAGGAAGAAACCUAUUAACCCACUUCGACCCAAUAAUGAAUAAUUCUAAUUUACAAUAUAUGGGAUUUGUUUGAGAAACUAUUAAAGAGCACACAUUACUCAGACUAAUUGUUUGCAAAAUAUUAAUGUGAAUUCUUAUUAAUUUGAAAAUUAUGUAUUUUUAUCAUCAGUCCCAUUUUUAAAAUGGCAUUUCAGUCAUUGUAAUAAAUAUCUCAAAAUAGAAAAGCUGAGUUCCUUUUUAUGUACAUGUGGAUUGAAGAAACCCGGAAUGAUUCUUAUUAAAAUUGAUGCAUUAAAUUAUCAUUGGAUGAAAUACUGAUCUGAUCUCAUGAUUUUUGAUUAGAUAUUGUCUAUUAAACCAUAGCCAGUUUGGCAUUAUACUCUAGGUAUUAUAUACUCAGUUAUUCUCAGUCUGAUGAAUUUCCAUAUAAAAGUUUCCAUUUGGAGGCAUUUGGGUAUUACAAUGUGCCAUGAUUUUUUAUAGUCUGUGCGAAAGACUGGACUUUUAUUCCAAUAUGGAGAUUUUGGCUGAAAUGUGAACAAUAAUGAUGGUUAUAAUAUAAUUGUUCAAGUUAUUUAUUACAUUACAAUUGUAGCAUCAACUUUAAUAGAAGAGAUAAUAGAUGAUGAGGCCAUAAUGUGUAAAACAUCGGCCAUAUAAAUCUUGUACACUGUUAGACAUUGCCAAUUAUUUUCAGAUUCUCACAUUGCAUUCAUUUUACAGUUUUACCAUUUUUUAGUCAUGCGCUUGACAACAUCUAAUUUGACAUGUUUGUGCAGAAUUCUUAACACAAUGAGUUAGAUCACAGGCUUUCAAUAUUUUGAAUGCCCAUGGUUAGAUACAGAAUAGACUAGAUACAAAGGUUUUGCUCACAUUUUGAAAGACAACAUCCAUCUACAAUCUGACAUUUUAGUUCUAAAAACUGCCAUUUGAUUUCGCAAAUGUUAAAAAUGUUUGCCAUGCUUACCGUCCAAAGUAUCGAUUUUUGGCUACAUGUUUACUUUGGUCACUUAUUUUACAGCUUUCCACAAGCUGCUUGACACAAUGCUUCAUUUAUUUACAUGUAACUUUCUGCAAUAGACUUAAUACACAUCUUCAAGAAAGUUACACAUGCUUGUAAAUGAAUAAAACAUUACUAUAUUAGGAGGUAUUUCUUGAGAUUGUACAUGUGACUGUAUUCACAUUGAACCUUACCUUAUAAGGGCUUCAGUUGGUAAAUAAUAAACAAGAAUGAUGGAAAUAUUAGAGAUCUCUGUAAAACUGUUUCUCAUUAAAUACAUCACUGUG